AGUGGCGGACACUGCAACGUCACAAGAUCCCAGUAAAGGUUCUGAGUGGGCUCGGCGAGCAAGUUCUGAGUAAGGGUCACCGGACCCGAAACGUUAACUCUGAUUUUUCUUCACUGAGGAAGGAAGUGGUCUGGUUAAUGGGUGCAACAAAGGAGUGAUUGUAUUUUAACAACGUAUCAUCGAGCAGAUCCCAGCUCCGCCCAGGAGGAGCAAGCCAGAAGUAGGCAGAUCUCAUCAUUUACCAGAAAUCCUUAACGCUCUUGUUCCUGGUUUCCUGUUUUCUUUUGGAGGCUACACGCACCAACUCUCAGAACUUUUCUUGGAGGUAAGGAAGCCCGGAGUGUGUCGGGCACUCUGGAGCACGGUAGAUGCUAGUGGAAGAGUUGAAACUGAAGAGUUAGCAGCAGCAGCAGAUAGUGAACUGCUGGUUUGGAGCCCAGUGCUGAUUGAUGUUGAGAGGACAGACAUGACUGUGAAGAGCAUGGUUCCCGUGUGGGCUCAGAUUGUCGGAUCUGCCACAUUGCCCCAUCUCGGAGGUUUAUUUGGCUGGUAUCUGGUACGGUCACAAGUGUCGAAUUGGUAUGAACAACUGAAGAAACCAUCAUGGCGGCCACCCAAUAAGGUGAUCUCUGUAGCUUGGGCCACUUUAUACACAGGAAUGGGGUAUGCCUCAUAUCUGAUAUGGAGAGAUCUAGGAGGUUUCACAGAUGGAGCACUCAUUCCACUUGGUCUGUAUGGCACUCAGUUGGCUUUGAAUUGGGCAUUUACUCCAAUAUUCUUUGGGACACACAGGUUAAACCUGGCCUUAAUUGAAGCGUUUUUUCUAUAUGGCACUGUGGUGGGGACAAUGGUAUCCUGGUAUCCUAUUAACAAGACAGCCACACUACUUAUGGUGCCAUAUCUGGCUUGGCUCACUCUUGCCACGGCUCUUACCUAUUGUAUCUGGAGGGACAACCCUGAUAAGAAGAAGGAGAGUUAAGAAAAGACCUUCAAUGAUUGGAAUGCUCACCAUCAUUCAUCCUUUCAUCCCAACCUGAUAUCGCCACAAGAUGACAACUCAGAGUGGGGGGGAGAAGUGACCAGUUGUAUUUGUUUUAUUUUACUUGUAACGCUUAUUAAAAAAAAAUGCAGAUUUAAAACA
Molecule: messenger RNA, 1141 nt
Organism: Rhincodon typus (whale shark)
Lineage: Eukaryota; Metazoa; Chordata; Chondrichthyes; Orectolobiformes; Rhincodontidae
Gene: tspo
Product: translocator protein
Exons: 4
Coding region: 467-979 (170 amino acids)
Cellular component (GO): membrane; endoplasmic reticulum
Molecular function (GO): cholesterol binding
Source: RefSeq, a predicted model, not a curated record